AAAAAAAAGGCAGCUUGAAGUUCGUAUCGCCCUCUGAGGAGCUCAGCUAAAUUCACUUUUUUUGUCAGGUUAAAAAGCAAGCAAGCAAAAAGAUGUAAAAAGGAACCCCCCCGAGGCCGGCUUAUUAAAGAAGAUGACCUUGAAGGCAAUUUCUUAGCUCAAACUCCAGGCUGAGUGCAAGAGAUUGCAGCUCAUCAGCUAACAAUUUCUGCCGCCUUCAUUAUCGACACUAGCGAGGAGCUGCGGCAGCCCGGACCUCGGGCACAUUCUUCCACGGGCUGGUAGGCAGCCGCGAGGCUUUCGCACCGUCCGGAGCGUCAGCUGGAGCCAGGAGGUAUUAAUAAGCUUCUCCCAGCGCUGGCCAUCACCGAAACGCCGCGACCAGGCAGCGAAAGGCUCAGCUCCUUAUAUGGCGAGGUAAUGACGUAAUGCUCCAUAGGCUUGGGGCUCGCCCGGCGCCCAUCUCCCAUUGUUCCUUCGCUGGGACUGCUGCCGUCUGUGGGACCGCUGCUGUUUGUGGGACCGCUGCCGUCCGUGGGACCUGCUGCGGCGCGCAGCCCCCCGCCAGCCCCGGAGCUGCAGAUUGAAAAAGCUUCUUGAACAAGAAACAGCGUAUCAGGAGAAAAAAGAGAAGGAAAACAACAAGAAAAUAGCCAAAUUGAAAGAAGAACUAACUAAACUGAAAUCCUUUGCUUUAAUGGUGGUAGAUGAACAACAAAGACUCACCGAGCAGCUGAAUCAACAAAGUCAAAAAAUUCAAGAGUUAACCACUUCUGCCGACCAAGCACAUGAGAAACUCGCUUUUGCUGAAGCAAAAGUUCAAGAAGAAGAACGGAGAGCCAGCAGGCUGGAGGCUGAGCUGCAAGCCCAAAGCAGUAAGGUUUCCCAAGAUCAAGAAGCAAUGAUGGCCAAAUUAACCAAUGAAGACAGCCAGAAUCGUCAGCUCCGGUUAAAACUGACUGCUCUCAGCCGACAAAUCGAUGAGCUAGAGGAGACCAAUAAAUCUUUAAGGAAAGCAGAAGAUGAACUGCAAGACCUAAGGGAUAAGAUAAAUAAGGGAGAGUAUGGGAACUCGACACUUAUGUCCGAAGUCGAAGAAUUACGGAAGCGACUGCUGGAGAUGGAAGGAAAAGAUGAAGAGCUCAUAAAAAUGGAAGAUCAGUGCAGAGAACUUAAUAAAAAAUUAGAAAAAGAAGCGUCACAGAGCAAGAACCUUAAAGGGGAAGUUGACAAACUCAACAAAAGAAUUAUGGAGCUGGAGAAGUUAGAGGAUGCUUUCAACAAAAGCAAACAGGAAUGCUACUCCCUGAAAUGCAACCUAGAAAGAGAAAAAAUGUUAACAAAGCAGUUGUCCCUUGAACUGGAUGGCUUAAAAGCUAGAGUUGGAGAGCUUGAAGCAAUUGAAAGCAAGUUAGAAAAAACCGAGUUCACGCUUAAAGAAGAUUUAACAAAGCUGAAGACUCUAACAGUGAUGCUUGUGGAUGAAAGAAAAACUAUGGGUGAAAAAAUAAAGCAAACAGAAGAGAAGCUGCAAGCUGCAACUUCUCAGCUUCAGGUGGAACAAAAUAAGGUGAUGUCCGUUACAGAAAAACUUAUUGAGGAAAGUAAAAAGGCACUGAAGUCAAAAUCUGAUGCAGAGGAAAAAGUAUCCAGUGUAACAAAAGAAAGAGAUGAAUUGAAAAACAAACUGAAAGCAGAAGAGGAGAAAGGAAGCGAUCUUGCUUCCAAAGUAAAUAUUCUAAGAAAGAGACUUCAGUCACUGGAAGCUGUCGAGAAAGAAUUUCUUAAAAAUAAGCUUAAGGAGAGUACUAAAUCGAGCACUUCCUUGCAGCAGGAGAACAACAAAAUCAAAGAGCUUUCUCAAGAAGUUGAGAGGCUUAAGCAAAAGCUGAAAGAAAUGAAGGCCAUAGAAGAUGAUCUUAUGAAAACUGAAGAUGAAUUUGAGUCUCUAGAAAGAAGAUAUGUCAAUGAACGUGACAGAGCCAAGCUCCUGUCCGAGGAGCUGGAGGCUGUCAAAAUGGAAGUGGCUAGGUAUAAAUUAACAGAGAAGGCCGAGUCCAAUCAAGAGCAGCGUCUUUUUAAGAAGCUCAGAGAAGAAGAAGCUAAAUCAAGUCACCUUUCCAGAGAAGUAGAUGCACUGAAAGAGAAAAUCCAUGAGUACAUGGCAACAGAAGACCUAAUCUGUCACCUCCGAGGUGAUCAUACAGUCUUACAGAAGAAACUCACCCAGCAGGAAAAUAAGAAUAGGGAGUUAGCAAGAGAAAUGGAAAGUCUCACAAAAGAAUUAGAGAAGUACAGACGCUUCAGUAAGACCCCCAGACCCAGUCUCAAUGGAAGAAGAAUCUCUGACUUGCAAGUUUUUUCUAAGGAAGUCCAGACAGAUCCAGCAGACAAUGAGCCACCCGACUACAAAACCCUCAUGCCUUUAGAGCGAGCAGUGAUAAAUGGACAGCUGUAUGAAGACAGUGAUAAUGAGGACAAUGACAACAAUGAGGAAGAACAAUCGGUGUCUUUCAAAAGCAACUCAUCCAUUGCGAAUGCCGUGAACAAGAAGUUAUGGAUCCCUUGGAUGAAGUCCAAAGACAACCAUCCUCAGAACGGAAAGAUCCAUAAAAAGCAAAAUGGAAACUGUGCACAGACGGGAGACCUAGUGCUAAGCCAUACCCCUGGCCAACCUCUUCACAUAAAGGUAACUCCAGACCACGGACAGAACACAGCAACACUCGAAAUAACAAGUCCUACCACUGAAAGUCCUCACUCCUACACAAGCACAGCCGUUAUACCCAACUGUGGCACUACCAAGCAAAGAAUAACCAUUAUUCAAAACGCCUCCUUAACACCUGUAAAAUCAAAAACAGCAGAAGGUUACAUGAGCCCAGAGCAAGCCAUUUCUCCCAUUACCAUGGCUGCUUUUGCAAGAUCUCAAACGCCUGAUUCAUGUGGUUCUUUAACUCCUGAAAGAACAAUGUCCCCUUUGGCUUUACCAGGCUCAAGUUCUCAGGAACAAAUGCUCUCCGAGCCUUUGGAAAUGGGAGCCAAGCACGCCGUUUUUAGAGUAUCCCCAGACAGGCAGUCGUCAUGGCAGUUUCAGAGAUCUAACAGUACGGGAUCAAGUGUAAUAACUACUGAGGAUAACAAAAUCCACAUCCACUUAGGAAGUCCUUACGUCCAAGCUCUCGCCAGCUCCAAGCCCGUCAGCCCUUGUACCCCAGUGCAAGAUAACAGAACUCCAGCACUAGCUAACGGGAUACCCAGUAAGCCCACCAAUAAAAUCACCAGCAGUAUUACUAUCACACCAACAGCCACUCCUCUCCCACGGCAAUCACAAAUUACAAUCACUGAUGCAUUCCGUCAAUCAAUUCCGACUCGAAUCCCCAAACCAAAGCCUACGAGCACAACUAAACUACCUGUCAAAAUUCCCACUGGACAUCUCAACAAACCACUCCAAGACAGCAGUUCUGGAAAGCUACAUAUUAUAAGGACUGUGUCUAAAACCUGCCUUCAAAGUGGAGGGAGAAGAGUGCAUUCCAACAGUCUAAAUGGCUCAUCUGAUAAUUUGUGGGAAAGUUCCUUUCACAUAGGUCUUUCUUUAAGAACUGCCAAAUCCUAAUUCCUAAAUAAAGCCA
Cygnus atratus (black swan) is the source of this 3626-nucleotide messenger RNA. RefSeq names its product filamin A interacting protein 1 like (gene FILIP1L). Bases 698 to 3610 code for a protein of 970 amino acids. Lineage: Eukaryota; Metazoa; Chordata; Aves; Anseriformes; Anatidae. The transcript has 4 exons. The record is from RefSeq and is a predicted model, not a curated record.